Molecule: messenger RNA, 1146 nt
Organism: Parnassius mnemosyne (clouded apollo)
Lineage: Eukaryota; Metazoa; Arthropoda; Insecta; Lepidoptera; Papilionidae
Source: the annotation of a GenBank genome assembly
AUGAUCCCGCCUGCCGUGAUGGAUAACCACACCGAAAUUAACUACAAUUACGGUGCUUACUUUGCACCAUAUAGAUCAGAAGAGCCCGUGGAAAUGUUAGGAGCAGGGCUAACGGGCGAGGACCUUGCAGCAAUCCCCGAACACUGGCUGAAAUAUGCAGCACCUCCCGUAAGCGCUCACACUGCACUUGCGCUCGUCUACGUCUUUUUUACUGCCGCUGCCUUGAUUGGGAAUGGACUUGUAAUUUUUAUAUUUUCCACGUCAAAGAGUCUCAGAACACCUAGUAAUCUUCUUGUAUUACAAUUGGCCGUAUUGGAUUUCAUCAUGAUGUUGAAAGCACCAAUAUUCAUCUAUAAUAGUGCAAAUCGUGGCUUUGCUACUGGCGUUAUUGGGUGUAAGAUAUUUGCUUUCACGGGAUCAAUAAGUGGGAUUGGUGCAGGCAUGACCAACGCCUGCAUAGCUUACGACAGACAUUCAACAAUCACUCGACCACUUGACGGUCGACUAUCGCGUGGCAAAGUUAUAUUAAUGAUUGUAUGUGUUUGGGUAUACACUCUACCAUGGGCAAUAUUACCACUGCUACAAAUCUGGGGUCGAUAUGUUCCUGAGGGAUUUUUAACAUCGUGUACAUUUGAUUACCUGACCGAUACUUUCGACAAUAAGCUAUUUGUGGCCUGCAUCUUUACCUGCAGUUACGUCUUUCCUAUGACAGCCAUACUGUAUUUAUACAGUGGAAUAGUGAAACAAGUAUUUGCCCAUGAAGCAGCACUAAGGGAGCAAGCUAAAAAGAUGAACGUCGAUUCUCUGAGAUCCAAUCAGAACUCUAGCGCGGAAUCAGCUGAAGUUCGUAUUGCUAAAGCGGCGCUAACGGUGUGCUUCCUCUACAUAUGUUCAUGGACGCCUUACGGAGUGAUGUCACUUAUUGGAGCAUUUGGAGACAGCUCUCUUUUGACUCCAGCGGUAACGAUGAUUCCCGCCCUUGCUUGUAAGGGCGUCGCAUGCAUCGACCCUUGGGUAUAUGCCAUCAGCCAUCCAAAAUACAGACAAGAACUCCAGCGACGAAUGCCAUGGCUCCAAAUUGACGAACCUGAUGACAACGUCUCUAACACGACAAGCAACACAGCUAAUAGUGCAGCGCCGGCGUAA